AGCAUAGGGCUCGCCUACUAUGUGACAAAAUGAUCCUUCAGCGGCUGCCUGUGGGCAGCUGUGGGCACACCCCCACUCACACACGAAUGCCCAGGUGACCUCUCUCUAUAUAUAUAUACAGACCCUUCCUGACCCUGCAAGCCUGGCCCUGUGGGAGUCCUGGCUGGGACUGCAGGCGCCAAGGCCCAUUUUGAACAGAGCGCCCUCCACUUUCUUGUUCUCCCAUUCUGACUUUUGUCUUCAGACACAGACAGCCUUUCCCUUGGAACAAGCCAUUCCCUUCAGUGUGAAAGGGUUUGGUAAAGACCGCUCACCACACAGAACAGAACUGCAGCAGGGAGGAUGUUGUCCUUUCCCCGUGUGGUGGCCUGCUCACGGACCUGCUCCCGCUUCCUUGGGCUGAGCCUCGGAACUGCAUCUCUGUUUGCCGCUGGGGCCAACAUCGCACUCCUCUUUCCUAACUGGGAUACCACCUACCUGACGAGGGGCCUCAUUGGCAAGCAUGCCAUGCUGGGCGCUGGGCUCUGGGGAGGAGGUUUCAUGGUACUCGUGGCAGCAACUCUCAUCUCCCUGCCGGGCUACUUCGGCGAUAGUGCGCCCUGUCGGCAUAUGCUCAUCGCUCUGUUGUCAAGCAGCCUGGCUCUGCUGGGGGCCUUGGUUUGCUUCGUCACUUCCGGAGUAGCCUUGAAAGACGGUCCCUUUUGUAUGUUUGACACCUCGUCCUUCAAUCAGACACAAGCUUGGAAAUUUGGCUAUCCCUUCAAAGAUCUUCCCAACAGGAAUUAUUUGUAUGACCACUCACUCUGGACCUCCGUCUGCCUGGAGCCCUCUAGGGCUGUGGUUUGGCACGUGGCCUUCUUCUCCACCCUCGUGUGUAUCAGCCUCUUCCAGCUUCUCCUGGUGGCCAUCCAUCUCGUCAAUAGCAUCCUCGGCCUGUUCUGCAGCUUCUGUGAGAAGAGAUAGCAGGGAAGAAGGAACCUUUGACCUAUAAAACACCUCAAGAGCAUCCUUUAUCAGAAGGAAGGAGAACCCUUUGUUUAAGGCAAGAUGAGGCUCCAGAGAGGAGGUGUGGGCCUAGGGUAAGCUGGCCUUUCCUAAACCUUUCAAAGGAGGGACCCAUGAAGUGGCUCAUGGGUAAAGAUGCUUGCUGUUAAGCCUGAAGACCUGAGGCUUAAUCUCCAGAACCCACAUGGUGGAAAGAAAGAACAGACUCUUGUAAAUUGUCCUACCUCUACACAAACACGCACAGACACACACACAAACACACA
Arvicola amphibius (Eurasian water vole) is the source of this 1268-nucleotide messenger RNA. RefSeq names its product transmembrane 4 L six family member 19 (gene Tm4sf19). The record is from RefSeq and is a predicted model, not a curated record. The transcript is spliced from 7 exons. NCBI's taxonomy places the organism in Eukaryota, Metazoa, Chordata, Mammalia, Rodentia, Cricetidae. The coding region runs from base 343 to 963 and encodes 206 amino acids. Gene Ontology annotation, cellular component: membrane.